AAGAUUUCUUGUCGUUGCAAUCCAGCCAGUGCUUUGUGGAUCAGCAGUGCCUUUAGUGGAAGGCUCCUCCGAAGGAUCUUCCACCAAAAAAAAAAACUUCAGGAAUCACAAGAAGCUUCUAAACAGAUAAAAAAAUUCAGACGAUUGGACUGCUCAUUCACCAUUUGAACUAUGAGCUCUCUAUACGCAUUCCUGGUUAUCACAGAAACUUCUUCCAGUGCGGUGCCAAACGGGAUCACCCACAAUAAUGCCAUCGUAACCGACGGUUGGUGGCGUCACCAACUCUAAUAACUCCAUGGUCUCCCUGUCCGAGCCUCGUCUCCCGGGUCCAACCCUCGGUCGCGAAGGAGAAAUGGACUCGAUCCUUCUCCUCUCACUCCUCCUAAUACUACUAAAUUUCUCUCUCCUCCCUGCGACUCCCCUCGCCUUCGUCUUCCACAUCCCCUCCGGCCGCGUCAAAUGCCUCACAGAGGACCUCGCCGCCGGCGUCCUCUCCGUCGCGCACUUCCGCGUCGCCGAUGACCCGCCCUCCGCCCACAAGAUCUCCGCCAGCGUGAGUGAUCCCAAUGGAGAGAUCGUCCACAACGCGGAGAGCGUGGAGUCGGGGCAGUUCGCCUUCGAGGCGGGGAUCGCGGGGCGGUACACCGCGUGCUUCUGGUCCCCAAAGUUCCAGCUCGACGCCGCCGUCUCGCUGGAUUUCGAGUGGAAGACUGGGAUCUUCGCCAAGGUCUGGACCUCUGUCGCCAAGAAAGAGAAGAUCGAUGUGAUGGAGCUGGAGUUGAAGAAGUUGGAGUUAGUUAUUGACUCGAUACAUGAAGAGAUGAUAUUUCUGCAUCAGAGGGAGGCGGAAACACAGAGAUUAAAUCAAAGCACAACCUCAGGAAUGGGUUGGUUGAGUCUGUUAUCCCUUAUUGUUUGCUUGGGAGUUGCUGGUCUGCAGCUAUGGCAUUUGAAGACUUACUUUGAAAGAGCAAAAAUUCUGUGACAUCAUUAUGAGGAUACAUUAUAAUUUACCAUUAAAACAUGCUCCUGGCAGUUUUUUCAAUGUUCUAUUUGCUGGACUUGAACGGCCUACGAGGUCUCGGUGCAUUGUUCAGGCAAUUGGCACGUUCUGAUGGGAGUGCAUCCGGCAAUUAACCUGUUGUUCAUGGCCUUGGAUUUUGGCCUCAGCUUCUUGGACUUUUUGCGACUUUUUGUUACUUUUUGCGACUUUUUGUUCCCUUGUUUCUCUUUGGUUCAUUUUGUAAUGUUGUUACUUCUAUCUCUGUAUUUGGGCGUAUCACUUCUUCCUUGCUGGUUUCAGGGGGAGGUUCUGAGUGUGAGUUUUGUUCUCUGUUUUUCAGGCCUGAGCUUUGCCUCAGUUCUGAGUUUCGUACCCUCGUUUGAGUGUGCUGUUGUCUGUGGGAGCUUUUCUUCUCCCGCCUGUAUUCAUGGCAGCUUAAAUAGAACUUUUGUUAAUGUUUAGCAUAGCAUAUAGCUUCUACCAUAAAACAAGUGUAGCAUCUAGCUUUUCAACAGGAAGCUUCGUGAAAAAUAAAGGUGAGUAUUAUAUCCA
Messenger RNA from Elaeis guineensis (African oil palm), 1555 nucleotides. RefSeq names its product transmembrane emp24 domain-containing protein p24delta9. NCBI's taxonomy places the organism in Eukaryota, Viridiplantae, Streptophyta, Magnoliopsida, Arecales, Arecaceae. The record is from RefSeq and is a predicted model, not a curated record.